Sphaeramia orbicularis (orbiculate cardinalfish) is the source of this 604-nucleotide messenger RNA. RefSeq names its product dynein light chain 1, cytoplasmic-like. The transcript has 4 exons. Gene Ontology annotation, molecular function: dynein intermediate chain binding. Lineage: Eukaryota; Metazoa; Chordata; Actinopteri; Kurtiformes; Apogonidae. The record is from RefSeq and is a predicted model, not a curated record. Bases 1 to 309 code for a protein of 102 amino acids. Gene Ontology annotation, biological process: microtubule-based process. Gene Ontology annotation, cellular component: cytoplasmic dynein complex.
AUGUACAACACACUUGCACCAAGACAAAGAUUAAGAUUCACAUCAGAGAAGAAGGCGGUGAUAAAGAAUGCAGACAUGUCUGAUGAAAUGCAACAGAAUGCAGUGGACUGUGCCAACCAAGCCUUAGAAAAGCACAACAUCGAGAAGGAUAUUGCAGCCUAUGUUAAAAGGGAAUUGGACAAAAAGUACAACCCUACAUGGCACUGCAUCAUUGGAGGACAUUUUGUCAGCUACGUGACGCAUGAGACCAAGCACUUCAUCUACAUUUACCUGGGUCAAGGGGCCAUGCUGCUCUUUAAGUCGGGCUGAAAUCUGAACAUGUCCACCGCAGCUGCCCUGAAAACUAGUUUGAGUUCAGUCCUUAAUUCUGCAGUGCCACAUGGACACAUACUAUGGCGUCUGUGCACACAGGCCUACCCUCCUGCUUGCUUCAGUCUGGUGAACUUGUAACCUACAUCACUACUAUUGGUGGAUGGUAUUGUGUUUGUGUCUGGACUGACGUACUGACAAAUCAGGAUCUUCAACAAGAAAGACUGCAUUCCACUUCUCCACAUGCCAGCCAGUAAUUUGUAUGUUUCAUCAUCUGACGGCUCUCAGGACUCCA